AGAGCUGAACUCAGAGCCCGGCAGGGGAUCCCUCCCUCCAGCCAACCCCCUCACCCCCCUGCUCUGGCUUCUUUCCCUACAGACCCCAGUCUCCCUAUACACCCCACCACCGUCCUGCCUCCCACCUCGCCAGCACCUGCCAGCAGCACCGAACUGCAGGGGGGCACAGCGCCGCCCCUUGCCCCAGUAUGGGCCACGCUGGAUGGAGGGGGAGCUGUGAUGUCCAAUGCUGUCCGGCUGUGCCUAGCGGGCCUGGUUCUCUGCCUCCUGGUGCUGAUCGUGGGCGAGGUUCCCGUCAGUGUCCUGGCUGGCUUCAGGUUGCUCUAGAGGCUGGGAAUCUCAUCCUGGCAGUGGCUGUGCUAUUGCUGGCAGUGUGUGUUUCCCUCUUGGUAUCUGAGAAGGGAAAGACCCCGGCAGCCCCUGAUUGCGACGGAGCCGGGAGCAGAGAUACAGCGACACCCCCUGGGAGCGACGGAGCUGGGAGCGGAGACCCCAGCACGGCAGAAUGCAGCGCCCGCCUGGAGCGUUUCCGAUCCCAGCUGUGUCACGCGGCCCCGACUGGCCCAGCAGGGGGCUCCGGGUGCAAACUCUGCCCCACGGACUGGCAGCUGCGUGGGGACAAGUGCUACUGGGUCUCCGGAGGAGGUAAAACGUGGAGCGAGAGCCGCGCCGACUGCUCAGCGAGGGGCUCCCAGCUGCUGGUGAUCCAGGACCCCAAGGAGCUGGAGUUCCUAAAGGACCUGACACAAGGUUCACAUCUGUUCUGGAUCGGACUGUCCGUCUCCUCCCCGGAGAAGGGCUGGACCUGGCUGGACGGCUCCCGGCUGAAUCAGACCCUGUUCCCGGUGUCAGGCCCGGCUGAGGGGCACAGCUGUGGGGUGGUGAAGGGGAAUCGGAUUGGUUCUGACACCUGCAGCUCUGGAUUUCAGUCGAUUUGCCAGAGAGACGCCGUCCCGCUCUGAACGGAGUAUGGAGGAGACCUCAGAGCGCGGCACUGUUAGCCCCAUAUCACACGUGGGGAAACUGAGACACAGACACUGACCUGCCCGAGAUUACGGCGAGUUUGUGGCAAAGUAGAAAUGGAACCCAGGAGUCCUGACUCCCAGCCCCCCUCCCUCUAACCCCCAGCCUCUCCCCCUCUCCCAGGGCUGGGACUAAAACCCAGGAGUCCUGACUCCCAGUCCUACCUCAGGCAAAAGAGUUUAAAGGGGUUAAUUCCAUUGAGAAGAACAAUUCCAAGCUCUGGCGUUACAUGUUCCAGCAGGAGUUGCAAGUGCUGCAGGGGCAGAGCUUGGGCCGUAGGGAUAACGCUCUGCACAGCCCUGGGGAAGUUCAGCCCCAGAAGUGGGAGGGAGGAAUCUGCCAGAUUCCCAGCUGGUGUAAAUCAGCAUCCAUCCAGGGACUCCAAUGGAGCAGCACUGUCUGACCCGAACUGGGGAUCUGGCCCCAUUGACUCCAUGGUGCUAUGGUGGAUUCACACUAGGUGGGGAUCUGGGUUUUCACCUGUAUUUCACUCCUGAUUAAUUUCUUUGCAUCUCUCUGCCCGGUCCCUCUCCGAGCUCUCUUCCCCGGCCCAUCCAUUGCUCCCGUCCGCACCUCUGCCCAUCCUGCCCUAAUGGAUCGUUAACUCCUGUCACUAAUGGUGGGGUCUCAGCUUCCCCAGUCAGGCAUCAGAGCUUUACCAUGCUGACGUACUGUCCACUUGCUAUCUCCUCAGAGCAUCGUUAAGGGGAUCAGUUCCUCAAUCCCAAAUGGAACCUUUCCAUGCGUGUUGCUUGGUGAUCUCUGGUGUCACUGUCUCUGUCAGAGGAGCCGGGGGGGGAUGCUCAGUGGCAGUGAUAGGGGCACUACGGGGACGGCUGGGCGCUAACCAACAUCCUGUUACUCAGUGGCCCAGCAGCUCAGGAGAAGAUGGACUGGGAAAGCUGGAGCGCAGGCUGGCUGAGCAAGCCAGACCCCAGUGUCUUUAGGAGCCACCCCCCGAGACAACUGGGCUUGUGACUGCCAGAGCACAGAACUGGUCUGAUCUGCGGGACAGACAGGGCUGGCGAGCGCAGACACAUAUUGGGGCUGGACAAAUACACCAUGCUGAUGGCGAUGUCAGGGGAGGGAGGCAGUGUGGCCUAAUGGAUACCACACUGGACUGGGACAUGGAAAACUGGGUUGUGUUCCUGGCUUUGCUACAGAAGGGCCACCCUGGUGUCUGCUGCACCCUUUAGCCCCCAGCCUCGGCUGACGGGCUGGAUGCCCCGUGCCUGCUGGGUGACCCCGCAUAAGACACUUCACCUCUUUGGGUUUGUCUACACCAGGGUUCUCAAACGUUAUUGCACCACGACCCCCUUCUGACAACAAAAAUUACUACAUGGCUCCAGGAGGGGAACCAAAGUCUGAGCCCGCCCAAGUCCCGCUGCCCCGGGCCGGGGGGUGAAAGCAAACCUCAGGGGCUCCAGCCCUGGGGAUGGGGGACUGCAACCUGAGCCCUGCCACCCAGGGCUGAAAUCCUGGGGCUUUGGCCCCAGACAGUGGGGCUCAGGCUUCAGCUUCAGCCCCGGGCCCCAACAAGUGUAACACCAGCCCUGGAUUUGAGGCCAGGGGAGAGGAGCCCCUCCCUCGGCCCAGCCCAGCCCAGCCCGAGCUGCCGUGGGUGGGGAGAGGCGCCUCUCCCCCGGCCCCGAGCUGCUGCGCUGAGAGAGGGCUGGGGGGGUCCU
Messenger RNA from Dermochelys coriacea (leatherback sea turtle), 2708 nucleotides. RefSeq names its product killer cell lectin-like receptor subfamily B member 1A. The transcript has 7 exons. The record is from RefSeq and is a predicted model, not a curated record. Bases 189 to 962 code for a protein of 257 amino acids. Lineage: Eukaryota; Metazoa; Chordata; Testudines; Dermochelyidae.